This is a messenger RNA of Anarrhichthys ocellatus (wolf-eel), 3673 nucleotides long. It is a transcript of the gene cnot10, whose product is annotated as CCR4-NOT transcription complex, subunit 10. The coding region runs from base 1250 to 3385 and encodes 711 amino acids. NCBI's taxonomy places the organism in Eukaryota, Metazoa, Chordata, Actinopteri, Perciformes, Anarhichadidae. Gene Ontology annotation, molecular function: protein binding. Gene Ontology annotation, biological process: mRNA catabolic process; negative regulation of translation. Gene Ontology annotation, cellular component: CCR4-NOT complex. The record is from RefSeq and is a predicted model, not a curated record. The transcript is spliced from 20 exons.
AUAAGUACCUCAUACAACGCUACAAGACAUCUGAACUUUCCCUUUAAUACGUGAAAUGAAAGGAUACAAUAACGAGUACGAUUUUUUUAAAUGCAAACUUUGCCCGUUAAUGGAUCCUACUGACAUGACUUUUGCACACAAAUAAAGGGUGCCGACUUAGGUAAACAGCAGAGAACGUCAAAGUAAAACACUUAAGUGCACUUCAAAUCAAGAAAAUGAAUGUAUCUACACAUUUUUGCAUAGAAAAAAAUGUAUCUGAACUUUUAUUACAAGUUUGCUAAUUAUCAUAACGUGCUGUACUUUAGUCUGGCAUGUCAGUAAAGUCUACUCAGUCACUUUUAUGUGUAGCCUAUACUUCUAAUAUCUGAAUAGCUGAUUAUCAACCUCUGUUUAAGAUGUUAUUUAAGUUAAAUCUAAGUUAGGUGCAGUUUUUUAACUUUUUUUCUAUGAUGAUCAUAAUAAUGCAGCCUAAAAUAUAACAGUAUAAUACUGUAUUAUCAUUAUUAUCCACACUGCUAAGACGACUGAUCAGAAAUAUGAAGCACUUUUUAAAAAGUGUAUUGUUGGACGAAUCGUGUUUGUUAGGAGACCACUGACCUGAGAGUGAGCUCUCAGUCUGAGCAGAACGUCCUUUCUGUCGACCGGCGGCACGUCGCUGCCCGUCCCGCAUGGGAACCUGUGCAGCUGCUGCUGACACGGGACCCGGGAGCUCUUGUCCCCGCACAGGUGCCUGGCGUACGCGCUCGCGUUGUUCCCGGUCAUCGCGCACUCGUAGUAAUUCCCGUUGAGCAGGGCCACUGCGAUCCAGCUGGAGGGCGCAACCAGCGCGGCGGUGCUGAUCUGGAUAAGCGCCGCGCCGGCGGCGAUCAGCCUCCUCCAGCGGCACAGCGCGGCCCCGCGCCGGCACGCGCCCGUCAGCAGCUUCGACGCCUUCUUGCUCAGGAUGUAGCCCAGCAGCAGCAGCGCCAGAGCGGGCACGAGAAGGAACACCAUGCCGUAGAAGAAGUUCAGGUCGCUGCAGGGACAACUGAAGACCGCCGAGGAGAAGAUCUGCUCCCCUCCCGCGGUCAGCAGGGCCACCAACCCGAAACCGAGUUCAGCUGACGGGUUUAAAUACUACAACUCCCAUGAGCCUCGGCUGCCGUUGCUAUGGAGAAGAAGCUGGUGAGAGGCAGCGGCGUAACUAAAGCAAAACGAGGUGAAGCACGACAACUCAUCAUCCCCUGGAGUGGCAGAUCAAGAGAAGGAAAUGGCAACCAGGGCUUAUGAAGCGUUUUCGAGCGGGAAGUACGACGAGUCUCUGAAACAGCUGGACGCCAUGCAGGAGCUGAACAAAGAGGACUACAAGAUCGCCCUGAACAAAGCUGUCGUGGAGUUUUACAAGAGCAGUCAAUCCACCACGGGGACUCUGAAGCAGACCCUCAUGGCAAUGAAGAACCAGGUUCACACGUCGGCAGAGGACACCGACGGGUUGGACGACGUUGAAAACAGCCUGCUGUACUAUAAUCAAGCCAUCAUCUACUACCACAUGAGGCAGUACUCUGAAGCCAUCGCCAUAGCAGAGAGGCUCUACCAGUUUCUGGAACCGUUUGAAGAGAAGUUUGCUCAGGCCGUGUGCUUCCUGCUGGUGGAUCUGUACCUGCUCACCUUCCAGCCAGAGAAGGCCCUCCAUCUGCUGGCCGUGCUGGACAAACUCUCCACACAAGGAAGCAACAAGAACGGCAAGGGAGAGAGCAACAGUUCAAACCAGAGGGCGGAGUUCACAACCAUGAUCGAGGCAGCCAAGUCAAAGAUGCACCAGUACAAAGUGAGAGCCUACAUUCAGAUGAAAUCCUCCAAGGCCUGCAAGAGGGAGAUCAAAUCGGUGAUGAACACAGCGGGGAACUCCGCGCCCUCGCUCUUCCUCAAGAGCAAUUUUGAGUACCUGAGAGGAAACUACCGGAAAGCGGUGAAGCUGUUGAACAGCUCCAACAUCGCAGAGCAUCCCGGACCCAUCAAGACGGGCGAAUGCGUUCGGUGUAUGUUCUGGAACAACCUGGGCUGCAUUCACUUUGCGAUGGGGAAACACAACCUCGGCAUUUUCUACUUCAAGAAGGCGCUGCAAGAGAACGACCACACCUGCGCACAGCUGGGAGACGGCAGCAGCGGGCAAUCUAAGAAGUUCACAGGCAUCCCCAUGUGUGCUCUACUAGCCAACAAGCGCUACGAGCUGCUGUAUAACUGUGGUAUUCAGCUGCUGCACAUCGGCAGGCCUCUGGCAGCGUUCGAGUGUCUGAUGGAGGCCGUGCAGGUGUACCACUCCAACCCCAGACUGUGGCUGCGACUGGCCGAGUGCUGCAUCUCUGCUAACAAAGGGGGGUCGGAGCAGGAGAGCAAAGGUCUACCAUGUAAAAAAGGAAUAGUUCAGUCUAUCGUCGGGCAGGGCUACCAUCGCAAGAUCGUGCUGGCGUCCCAGUCCACCCAGAACACUAUCUACAGUGAGGGCCAGUCGGCAGCGAUCCCAGUAGCCAGUAUGGAGUUUGCAGCCAUCUGCCUGAGGAACGCUCUGCUGCUCCUCCCUGAGCACCAGCAGCAGGACACCAAGACAGACAACGGCUCCAAGAGCUCCAGUCAGUCGGGGAGCACCGAGAGCGGCAGCGAGAACAGCGACGCCUGCAGUGGGAAAGGUCAGGAUGCUGAUAAGUUCCUGUCUGCUGCUCCAUCGUCUCCUCUCAGAAAACAGGAAGUAGAAAACCUCAGGUGCUCCAUCCUGGCGUGUAGUGCCUACGUGGCGUUAGCGCUGGGAGACAACCUGAUGGCUCUAAACCACGCUGAGAAACUGCUCCAUCAAACCAAGGUGUCGGGAUCCCUCAAGUUCCUGGGUCACCUCUACGCUGCUGAAGCCCUCAUCUCAUUGGACAGGAUCUCUGACGCCAUCGCUCACCUCAACCCGGAGAACGUCAGCGACGUGUCAAUGGGGGUGCUGACCAGCGAGCAAGACCAAGCAGGGUCUGAGAAAGGAGACGAGUCUGUCGAGUCCUCAGGGAAGCAGACUCCUUUGUGUUACCCCAGCAGUGUGACAGCAGCUCGGGCCAUGAUGCUCUUCAACCUGGGCAGCGCCUACUGUCUGAGGAGCGAGUACGAGAAGGCCCGCAAGUGUCUGCAACAGGCUGCGUCUAUGGUGAACACCAAGGAGAUCCCGCCUGAAGCCAUCCUGCUGGGAGUCUACUUAGAGCUACAGAACGGCAACACCCAGCUGGCCCUGCAGAUCAUCAAACGGAACCAGCUGCUGCCCACGGCGGUCCAGAGGGUCUCCCCAGAGUCCCGCAAGAAGCCCGUCCAGACCUUCCAGUCCGUCCAGCCCAUCCAGCUGCCCUCUCCCUUCACACAAGUUCAGCGUAAAUGAGCCCCCAGAGCCACCUCUGACUACCCCCCCCCUCACGUCACUCCACUGCACACACAACCCACUCCCCCCCCCCCCCUGACGAGCCUUGGUAUUUAUGAAGCUGCUUCCCCUCAGCAUCAGGAGCCUUUGAAAUGCUGGUGUGGCUGCUGACCGAUGGGAGUAAAUUCAGCUGCAGCGGUAACGUGGACUGAGACCAGCUGACUGUUUAUUUCCAUUUGAAUGAGGAAUCUGUGUGUUGUCUGAACAAGGAAAAUAAAUUUUAUUUACUGUAUGCCAUGUGUGACUCUU